Molecule: messenger RNA, 3373 nt
Organism: Anolis sagrei ordinatus
Lineage: Eukaryota; Metazoa; Chordata; Lepidosauria; Squamata; Anolidae
Gene: SMG8
Product: SMG8 nonsense mediated mRNA decay factor
Biological process (GO): nuclear-transcribed mRNA catabolic process, nonsense-mediated decay
Source: RefSeq, a predicted model, not a curated record
CUUAAACUCUACACUCCGCGCAUGCGCACCACAUUUCUGGCCUUCCAAGGCGAGCGGGAGGAUGGUGGGGGCCGGGCCGGCGCGGGGCCCCGUGGCCUUGCACGAGCUGCUGCUGGGCGGCAAAGGCGGGGCGGCCUCCUCCUCCUCCAGCGCGGGUGAAGUGGCCCCGGGUGGAGUGGCCCCGGCGAGCCCCGCCGCCAGGGACGAGGAGGAGGUGUGCGUGGUGGGCGUCUUCGGCAAGACCGCCUUGCAGCUCAGCUCCGAGAAGGCCGCUCUGGUCAACACCGUGUGUGACAAGCAGAUCUUCCCGCUCUUCCAGAGGGAGAGCCAGGCCCAGCCUCCCCCGCAAGGGACAGGCCUUGGGGGGGAGGCUGGGGCAGAGCCAGGGCCCCCUUCCUCCUCCUCCUCUUCCUCUUCUUCCUCCUCUUCUUCCUUCUCUACUUCCUCUUCCUCCUCGCAGGGCGACUACAACCUCCUCCAGGCCUACUACAGCCAGGACUGCAAGGUGCUCUACGUGGUGCUGACUUCCAUCUGCGACAGCCACCAGCUCCUCCGCGCCUGCAAGGACCUGGAGGCCAUGGCGGAGGCUCGGGGGGCCCACCCGCUGCCCCACGCCGAGGCCCACGACUUCUGGAAGCACCAGGAGAAGCUGCACUGCCUCAGCCUGCUCUACCUCUUCUCCGUCUGCCACAUCCUCCUCAUGGUGCACCCCACCUGCUCCUUCGACAUCACCUACGACCGCGUCUUCCGCGCCCUGGACGGCCUGCGGCAGAAGGUGCUCCCCUCCCUCAAGGCCGCCAUCAAGGACUGCCCCGUCGGCAAGGACUGGAAGCUCAACUGCCGGCCUUGCCCGCCCCGGCUCCUCUUCCUUUUCCAACUCAACGGGGCCCUCAAGGUGGAGCCGCCGGCGGAGACGCGGGGCCACCCGGAGAAGCCCCCACCCAAGAAGCACUCCCCCAAACGGCGCCUCCAGCACGCCUUGGAGGACCAGAUCUACCGCAUCUUCCGCAAGAGCCGGGUGCUGACCAACCAGAGCAUCAACUGCCUCUUCACUGUCCCGGCCAACCAAGCCUUCGUCUACAUCGUGGCCGGCGGGGCCCAAGAAGGGGACGACCCCAUCGCGGUGUUGCUGGACCAGCUGAGGAGCAACUGCACCACCCGGGAGAGCGAGUCCUCCUCCUUGACGCCGGCCGGUCCCAGGAGGUACCACAUGAUGAGGCACGGGAGGCAGCCGCUGUCCUUCCACGUCGAGAGCAGCAGCAGCAGCAACAGCUCCUCCGGACAGCUGGUGGACUGCACCUUGAAAGAGUUUCUCUUCCAACACGUGGAGCUCGUCCUCGGCAAGAAAGGCUUCGACGACAGCGUGGGGAGGAACCCCCAGCCAUCCCACUUUGAGCUGCCCACCUACCAGAAGUGGGCAGCCACAGCGCUGAAGCUGUACGAAGUGGCCAUCGAAGGCAAAGACAGUGGCGACGCUUCAUCUCUCACUGGGGAGCUGACUUCCAAGAUCAUGGGGAGCAUCAAAGUCUUGGAAGGAUACCUCGACAUUGACACCAAGUUCUCUGAGAACCGGUGCCAGAAGGCUCUCCCGAUGGCCCACAGCGCCUACCAAUCCAACCUGCCUCACAACUAUACCAUGACGGUCCACAAGAACCAGCUGGCACAGGCCUUGCGGGUGUACAGCCAACAUGCCCGGGGUCCGGCUUUCCACAAGUAUGCCCUCCAACUGCAUGAAGAUUGCUACAAGUUUUGGAGUAACGGGCACCAGUUGUGUGAAGAAAGGAGCCUAACGGAUCAACACUGUGUACAUAAGUUUCACUUGUUGCCCAAAUCAGGAGAGAAACCUGAGCCUGAUAGGAACCCUCCAGUGUUGUAUCACAACAGCCGGGCUCGCUCCACUGGCGCCUGCAACUGUGGGAGGAAGCAAGCACCCCGGGACGACCCUUUCGACAUCAAAGCAGCAAAUUAUGAUUUCUACCAGCUCUUGGAAGAGAAAUGCUGUGGGAAACUGGACCACGUCAAUUUUCCCAUCUUCCAGCCAAGCACGCCGGAUCCAGCUCCAGCCAAGAACGAGGCAUCACCCAGCCCUCCUGAAGGGGAAGCUGAGAAGCUAAAGGAAAAGGAGCCACAGACUCAAGGGGAAAGCACCAGUCUGAGCUUAGCUCUCAGUUUGGGUCAGUCCACAGAUAGUUUGGGGACCUAUCCUGCUGACCCACAAGGAGGAGGGAACAAUACAGAAGCUCAUGGGCAAGCAGCAGAAUCCAAAGGGGAGAAGCGACCGAGCUUGGUGGACCGUCAGGCCUCUACGGUCGAGUAUCUGCCUGGGAUGCUUCACUCCAACUGCCCCAAGGGCCUUCUGCCCAAGUUUUCCAGUUGGUCCCUGGUGAAACUUGGCCCCGCCAAGGCCUACAACUUCCACUCCGGCCUAGACCAACAAGGCUUCAUUCUAGGGACAAACUACUUAAUGCCUUGGGACAUUGUCAUCCGGACGCGGACUGAAGAGGAAGGGGACCUGGAUACGAAUUCCUGGCCGGCUCCCAACAAGGCUGUCCCAGGGAAAAGGAGCUCGGUCGUCAUGGGACGAGGGGGGCGGCGGCGGGACGACGUGGCUCGGGCUUUUGUGGGGUUUGAGUACGAGGAUGCCCGUGGCCGGAGGUUCAUGUGUUCGGGACCCGAGAAGAUCAUGAAGGUGAUGGGAGGAGGGCCAAAGGAAUCCGCCAUCAAAGCUCUCAAUUCCGACAUGCCGCUGUAUAUCCUGUCGUCGAAUCCUGGACGAGGGCUGAAGCCACACUAUGCUCAGCUGAUGAGGCUCUUUGUGGUUGUUCCUGAUGCUCCGCUCCAGAUCACACUUACACCGCAGGUCCAACCAGGGCCACCUCCUUGCCCUGUUUUCUAUCCUGAAAAACAAGAAAUCACUCUUCCGCCUGAUGGAUUGUGGGUCCUCCGAUUUCCUUACGCUUACGUCACUGAACGUGGGCCUUGCUUCCCUCCAAAAGAAAACCAGCAGCUGAUGAGUUACAAAGUCAUGCGGGGAAUACUCAAGGCCGUCAUACAAUAGGACUUGUUGGUCUUCGCAGCUUGGAUUGGCAUGGAAAUAUUUUCUUUUCUCUCCUCCCCUCCCCUCAAUUUGAAUGAUGGGUUUUGAUUAAUAAUAAUAGCUGGGAUUUUGACAGCAAUCACUGUUUUGAUAUUUUUGAAUUCAAUGCUCUUAAAGAACUUUUUGUUACUUACCGAAGCAAUGUACGUGUGCCAAGUAGCUAUCCAAGAGACUGGAAUUGUGGGAAUAUUCUGUAGAGAUAUCAAUUAAGUUCUGCCUUGCAAAGAUUUGUGCACUGAAAUGAAGAAAAGAGAAAUAAAAACACGACAAAAACAC